UAUGUACCUGCCUUAUCCGUGGAAUCCCAAAGUCGACAAACAGUAAACAGUAAUAAUGACGAUAGACGAUAAUAAUUCCGUCUACGUCGGCGGCCUCCCUUACGACAUCGCCGAGGAGGAUCUCCGCCGUGUUUUCUCCAUAUACGGCACCAUUCUCAACAUCAAGAUUGUGAAUGACCGGAGUGUAAGAGGCAAGUGCUAUGGCUUUGUUACAUUUUCAAAUCGUCGAUCGACUGAUGAUGCUAUCCAUGACAUGGAUGGAAAAAGUAUUGGUGGGCGUGUGGUGCGUGUGAAUGAGGUGACGACAAGAGGUGGUGGAAGAUUGAAUCCAGGUCAAGGGCGGUUUCAACAACACAGCCCUGAUAGAAGAAGUGAUUAUGACAGGGAUCGGUACAGUGAUAGGUCCCGAGAACGGGAUAGGUCUCAGGACAGGAGGAGAGAUCACUACAUUGAGAAGGAAAGUGCGUAUGAACAUUCGCAUGGUUUCGAGAGGAGAAACGAUCAUGAUGUGGUGGAUAGGAAUGGUUACAAGGAAAGAGUUUUCGAAAGUGGUGAAGGAGAUUGGCGUGGUGAUAGGUCUUAUGGUGAUAAAACUGGCAGGGGAAGCAAUGGGAACAGUGCUCACGAAGGAAGGAGCCAAGAAAGAAAGAGAGAUGAUAGUAUUAUGCCUGAUGGUGGUGGGCGUGGCAGAGAUCACUUAUCUAAUUCAAGUGGAGAUCACAGUUUUCAGGUGAAAGAAGAACUGGAAGCGCUGAUUAAGAUGCGCGAGGCACUUCAUGGUGAGGUACUGGUGAUGGAAGACAGAUUGGGAGAAAAAGAAGCAGUGUGCUCGGAGCUACAGAAAAAGUCUAAGAGAUUAGAGGAAUUACUGAUUAAUGAAAAGAAACUGACUUCACAACGAAGAAAAGAAUUGGCAAAGCUACAUAAAUCUUUUUCAAAGGUUAGAGAGUGCACGGACAACCUGAAAGACUCUGAACAGGAACUCCAGUCGCUUAUUAAUUCAACAGCUAGAGAAGGCGUGGCAGGUGCUGAUGAAGAACUUGGAAACGGGUAUGUGUAGUAUAAGUCGCAGCGUAAUGACUGCAGUCAUUGGCAUGUAUGAUUUGUUCAGUCAUAAGUUUAGCUUUGGCUCUUUUUUUUUCCGAGCCGAGCAAGUUGGAUUUGGUACUGGUUGGAUCAGAUCAAAACUGGUUUUGGGCUUGGAAAUGUUUAAGAGACUAGCUAAGUGUGCAGAUCUUAACUACGUGAAACGCUCUUUUGUAAGAGUUUAAUUUAUAUCAUUUGCUCAUCAAUUUAAUUGACGAACAAACUUCACGAAUCAACCAUCGAUGG
Molecule: messenger RNA, 1332 nt
Organism: Thlaspi arvense
Lineage: Eukaryota; Viridiplantae; Streptophyta; Magnoliopsida; Brassicales; Brassicaceae
Source: the annotation of a GenBank genome assembly